Trichophyton benhamiae CBS 112371 is the source of this 2049-nucleotide messenger RNA. RefSeq names its product C6 transcription factor, putative. The coding region runs from base 1 to 2049 and encodes 682 amino acids. Gene Ontology annotation, molecular function: DNA-binding transcription factor activity, RNA polymerase II-specific; RNA polymerase II cis-regulatory region sequence-specific DNA binding; zinc ion binding. Gene Ontology annotation, cellular component: nucleus. Gene Ontology annotation, biological process: DNA-templated transcription; positive regulation of transcription from RNA polymerase II promoter by galactose. Lineage: Eukaryota; Fungi; Ascomycota; Eurotiomycetes; Onygenales; Arthrodermataceae. The transcript is spliced from 2 exons. The record is from RefSeq and is a predicted model, not a curated record.
AUGAACCUUGCCAAUACAGUUACCCUUCAUCAACGUAUGUUCACAGAAACCAUCAAAGGAAUGCCAUAUAAACUAAUUUAUCUCUACAGCCUAAAACCAACCCAACGGCCUCCCCUUAGCCCCUCCGGACGACCAUCUAAAUCUCCAAGAUUAUCCCUACCAACACGGCCUGCAAGUAUAAAGCGGCCAUCAACCCAAGCAGAUGACAGGGAGCUGUUUAGUAAAGGCUCAAGUGUCAUUUCGGAUGAUAUUUCUGACAGCGAGGCGGACGACCUAUCUACUGAGAAGUCUGCAUCUGUUACAAACACGAAAGACCUUCUGAAGCUCUUCCAGCGGUCUCGAAAGAAGGGCCCAGAGCCGCGAAGUACUUCUGUUGAGAUUGUGGAGAGUUUUGACCCCAGAAGCACGGAUAAAGAUACCCUAGAUCUAUCUACAUGGCUAGCCGAGCUCAAAGAAGCGAUUCUACAUAGAACGGACACCUCGAAACCAGGUUAUCGCGAGAAAGCAAAACGAGAACUUGCUAGACUAUCACUACUACAGAAAGACAAUCCUGGAAUUAAGGAGAUAAAACCAGACCCGCUUGAUCUCAUAAGACCUCCUCGUUCAAUUGCAGACCGUUAUUUUGCGAUCUACCUUACUCGUGAAUAUGUUAACCUGCCAGUAUUCCAUCUCCCAGCGUUGCAUGCUAUGUAUAUUGAACUAUAUACAAGUAAAAAUUCUGGAGACGAUAAAAUUAUUUCUCUCGGCAUAUUUAACAUGAUCUUUGCACUGGGCUCUAUUGCCAUUGAUCCCUAUUUUGACGCCUCAGAUUAUUUCAACACGGCACAACGCCUCCUUCGACUAGGCUCCCUGGGGCCAGAUAGCUUCUCGACUAUCCAAGCACACAUUCUUGCCAGCCAAUACUUGAUUGCAAUCCACAACUUUCACGCUGCGUGGAAAUCUAUUGGACUUGCAAUUCGUAUUGCUGAAUCACUUCGGCUUCAUCUCGGUUCAGGAAGCCAGCAUCUUGAAGAUAGAGUCGAUAGAGAGCUUGCGAGGAGGCUCUGGCACAGCUGUAUUCUUCUAGAAAGGACGAUAGCUCUAAACCUGGGUUCAAAAACAGUUGUAACCCCACGAUCCUUCCAAACACCACUUCCAACGCCCCUUGAAAAUGAAUACAUCGACGUGAUAUUUGGGGGAAAACCCGCAGCUUCUUCUGAACGGCCAUCAAUUAUAGAGUUCUUCACCGCUUAUACCCGCCUGAUGGAGAGGUAUGAAGAUGUUGUUGCUGUGCAAGAGGAAUUUCGCCCUAUUACGCAUCACCCCCAUAAGCUAAUGGGCAUAUGUGAAUUCACCACCCUCCUAAAUGCAGAUCGGAAGCUGUGCAACUGGGUGGCCGCUCUUCCUCCUUUUUUGUUGCCCGAGAGCAAUCACUCUUCCUUAGAAAGUCCAGUUGCAAAACGACAACAUAACAUUCUCCGCGUUAGGUAUCUCAGCAUCCGACUCCUUCUGUGGCGGCCUCUUCUAGCCCUUCUUGCUGCAUCGCCGGAUCUACUCUUGGGCAAAAACACCUCUAACCGCUCAGGCGAAGCCUGCGAAAUUGUUGAUACACCUAUAAUACACACCAUAAUUCUGAAAGGCGCCUGCAAAUGCAUACUCUCCGCCCAAGAAAUAAUAAAUUGCUUGGCAGAGAAUCAACAUCCCGACGGGAAAAUUGAUCACCAGGCACCGAUACCUGACUGGUGGGAAAAUAUUACGUCGACCUUCAUUUGCGCUCUCGUGCUCCUAGCUGCUCGUCUCUGUCCCGUUGAUCUCAUCAAACAGUUACCGAGAGGCAGUAAAUCUGUGGAAGAUGCCUGGGAAAAAUGCAUUGGACUAUUUGGUGAAUAUCGAAAAUUCGAUUCCAAGGCUGGAACAUACCUAGUUGCCAUAGAGUCUCUCGCUAAUAGCGUGGCUGAGAUGGCUAGCACCAAUCCUCCCCGUGCUAAGGACAGGGAAGCAGAUGCUCAACCGAUCAAUGAUGUUACCUGGCUAGAAACGCUGCCAAAUGAUUUGCCUUGUUCAGUAUGA